UGGAGGGCUUUCUACCCCGGAAGUUUCCGAAGCACGUUGUACUGUGCAGAGUGUUUACAAUUCAGUCUGACAACCGGCGUGCGUUGCUAUUAUCGGUGGAUUACUCAGGGACGACUCGUUUGUAAACGUUACCCGAGUACUUUAUUUGUUUCAGAUGAAAAUCUGCAUUACAGAAAAUGAAGGUUGUUGCUCUGAUAAGUGGUGGCAAGGACAGCUGCUACAAUAUGAUGCAGUGUGUUGCUGCAGGACAUACAAUAGUGGCUCUUGCCAACCUGCGGCCCGCUAACCACAAAGAUGAGUUGGACAGUUACAUGUACCAGACCGUGGGUCACCAGGCCAUUGACCUCUAUGCGGAGGCCAUGGACCUUCCCAUGUACAGACGUACCAUCGAGGGAUCCAGUCUAGACAUUGGGAGGGAGUAUAGUCAACGAGAAGGAGAUGAAGUGGAGGAUCUCUACCACCUCCUGAAGCAGGUUAAGGAAAAGGAGAGCGUGGAAGCGGUGUCUGUCGGGGCCAUUCUGUCUGACUACCAGCGAGUCCGAGUGGAAAAUGUGUGUUCUCGGCUCCAGCUCCAGCCUCUGGCCUACCUGUGGCGCCGGGACCAGGAGUCGCUGCUCUCAGAGAUGAUAUCAUGUGGCGUCCACGCCCUCCUCAUCAAAGUGGCCGCCUUCGGCCUGGACCCUGAGAAGCAUUUAGGGAAGUCUUUGGCGGAGAUGGAGCCUCAUCUGAAACAGCUCUCGCAGAAGUAUGGCGUGCACAUUUGUGGCGAAGGGGGCGAAUACGAGACCUUCACGACCAAUUGUCCUCUUUUCAAGAAAAAGAUUGUUAUUGACACCAUGGAGACGGUGAUCCACUCGGCAGACGCCUUUGCUCCGGUCGGCUACCUGCGCUUCACUCAAAUGCACACGGAGGACAAAGGCCAGGGCCCCACAGAGAGUCCUUUGCCCCUCGGUACUUGUCCUUGCCAAAGCGCCAUUGACAAGAUGACUGAGGAGGCGGAAUAUGCUGGUAAAACUGAAGCCAUCCAGGAAGAAUUUACAUCAAACGGCGACCUUAGUUGUCAGCGAGGUCACGAGCCCACGCCUGCCCACUCUCCCCGCAGCGUGGCGGGCUACCAGUGGAUAACUGGCAUCUCUGGCGCGCGCCGCGAAGAACAGGAGGAGGAGGAGGAAGAGGAGGGGGAGAGCGGUGGAAUCCGAGCCCAGACCGAGUGGGCUUUCACCAUGCUGCAAGCUGAGCUGCAGAAGGGAGAAUGGGAGAUGAAGGACAUUGUUCUGGUGCACCUCUACGUCAGAGACAUGGCUGACUUCAAGGAGCUGAAUGCCAUCUACGUGUCUCACUUUGGCUCCAGUCCUCCUGCCAGGGUGUGUGUGGAGGCCCCUCUGCCUGUGGGACUCCUCCUGCAGAUGGACUGCCUGCUCCACGCCUGGGCUCAGGCUCCCUCAGAGGGCUGCUUCCAGACCAGGGAGGCCAUGCACGUCCAGAGCCUCUCCCACUGGGCCCCAGCCAACAUCGGCCCCUACAGCCAGGCCGUCAGGGUGGACGACGCAGUGUUCUGCGCCGGCCAGAUCGCGCUGGUCCCCUGCAGCAUGCAGCUGGUGGCGGGGGGAGCUGCGCUGCAGGCCCAGCUGUGCUUCAGCCACAUGGCGCAUGUGCUGGAGGCCGUGAGCUCCAGCCUCACGCUCCGCCAUGCCCUGCAGGCCCACUGCUAUGUCACCCAGCCUGGGCACGUCCCCGCCGUCAGGGCCACCUGGCAGAGGAUACUGGAGCACGGCAAGGAGGACUGUUACGGGGAGCCAGAGGUGCAUUGUGGGCCGUUGGUGGUGUCCGUGGUGCCUUCCCUGCCCCGGGGAGCUGCCGUGGAGCUGCAUGUCACGGCGGUGCAGGACGAUCCCACAGAACGGAUUUUUUCCCAGACCACCACCCAGGUGCCCGGUGCCAUCCUGUCGUGCCAACUCGUGCAGGCCAGCAAUGGCCACAGCGCCACCCUGUCCCUGGCCGUGAGGACGUCCUCAGACUCGGCCGAGCCGGAGGUCGUUCUCAAAGCCAUCAGCAGCGCUUUUCAGGACUCUGUUAAGAAACUGGACCGCCAGCUCUCUCCGCUGUGCUGCAGGGCAUUCUUCAAGCUCAGCACUGCUGUAGGCCAACAGCUGGCUGCAGGUCUGGGGGAAUGCUUGAAGCAGUCUUGUAGCCAAGCGAGUCCAGCUGUGGUUCUGGUUCCGGUUCGAGAUCUGCCAGACAGAGGAGUCCUCCACCUGUCCUGCUGGCUUUGUGUGUAGAAGACUCCUGACUAAGCGCACACACACACUACUCACACACCAACUGACUCCAGUACUCAGCUGUGCCCAGUCCUACCUCAAGGACCCUGUGUGAAGAGAGGAACAACUUUUAUACCCAUCAUGAACUGCAUCUUUUCAUUCCAUCAGAGUUACCCAUCAUAACACAUAUCUCAUGUACUCUUGGUGAUUGCUUUUUUUUUUUUUUUUAAGUAAAAAAUGUAAACCA
Messenger RNA from Clupea harengus (Atlantic herring), 2505 nucleotides. RefSeq names its product diphthamine biosynthesis 6 (gene dph6). Gene Ontology annotation, molecular function: diphthine-ammonia ligase activity. NCBI's taxonomy places the organism in Eukaryota, Metazoa, Chordata, Actinopteri, Clupeiformes, Clupeidae. Gene Ontology annotation, biological process: protein histidyl modification to diphthamide. The record is from RefSeq and is a predicted model, not a curated record.